Gymnogyps californianus (California condor) is the source of this 1302-nucleotide messenger RNA. It is a transcript of the gene HADH, whose product is annotated as hydroxyacyl-CoA dehydrogenase. Gene Ontology annotation, biological process: fatty acid beta-oxidation. The transcript has 8 exons. The record is from RefSeq and is a predicted model, not a curated record. Bases 1 to 942 code for a protein of 313 amino acids. Gene Ontology annotation, molecular function: NAD+ binding; (3S)-3-hydroxyacyl-CoA dehydrogenase (NAD+) activity. Lineage: Eukaryota; Metazoa; Chordata; Aves; Accipitriformes; Cathartidae. Gene Ontology annotation, cellular component: mitochondrion.
AUGGCCUUCGCCACCCGCCACUUCGCGCGCGCCGCCUCCUCCUCCGCCGCCACGGCGGCCGCCAAGAAGCUGAUCGUCAAGCAUGUGACGGUCAUCGGCGGCGGCCUCAUGGGCGCCGGCAUCGCCCAGGUUGCAGCAGCCAGUGGUCACACUGUGGUAUUAGUAGACCAGUCAGAUGAAAUCCUUAAAAAGUCUACACAAGGAAUUGAAGAGAGUUUGAAGAGAGUGACAAAGAAGAAGUUUGCGGAUAAGCCUGAGGCUGGUGCUGAGUUCAUUGAGAAGACCUUGAAGAACCUCACAACAAGCACAGAUGCAGUAGCAGUGGUCCACAGCACGGAUCUGGUGAUAGAAGCCAUUGUGGAGAACCAGAAAAUUAAAAAUGAACUCUUCAAGAGGCUGGAUAAGUUUGCUCCUGAGCAUACAAUAUUUGCAAGCAACACUUCAUCCUUGCAAAUCACGCAGUUGGCUAACUCAACCACCAGGCAGGACCGAUUUGGUGGUCUCCAUUUCUUCAAUCCUGUGCCUAUGAUGAAGCUUGUGGAGGUCAUCAAGACUCCAAUGACCAGCCAGAAGACUUUUGAAUCGCUUGUGGAUUUCAGUAAAGCAGUAGGAAAGAGUCCUGUCAGUUGUAAGGAUACUCCAGGGUUUAUUGUAAACCGUCUCUUGGUGCCAUAUAUGAUGGAAGCUGUUCGACUUUUUGAGAGAGGAGAUGCAUCAAAGGAAGAUAUUGAUGUUGCUAUGAAGCUUGGGGCUGGCUAUCCCAUGGGUCCAUUUGAACUGCUGGACUAUGUUGGGUUGGAUACCAGUAAAUACAUUAUAGAUGGAUGGCAUUCAUUAGAGCCCAACAAUCCUCUUUUUGCACCCAGCCCACUCCUGAAUAAACUGGUAGAAGAAAAGAAGCUGGGUAAGAAGACUGGAGAAGGAUUUUACAAAUACAAAUGAACUCCAAACCUCAAGAGGUGUUAAACUAUCUGUGUAUGCUAUUCAGCAUUGCUAUAUUACAGGUGAAUUCUGUUUAAACCUUUCCAAGGAUGGCAGAAGCUGCAUUUAGAACGUAACCCACCUCUGAACUGAGUGAUUGCACUAGUUAACUAUUUCUCUGGUGAAAGCUUGAUUUGGUAGAUUUUUUUUUUCUUAUAAUUCUGAAAAGCUUUAUGUGUACAGUGCCUUCAUGCAAAUGUUGAUUUUUCAGGUGCAGGACAGAAUGACAAGUGAAUUUAUGUAUUUGAAACAUUAUAUUAAUGAGAAAAAUCCUAAAAAUAACCGCACUUUCUUAAAAAUAAAAUUUUCAACAAUUCUGUA